This is a messenger RNA of Sardina pilchardus (European sardine), 3139 nucleotides long. RefSeq names its product cholinergic receptor, muscarinic 2b (gene chrm2b). The transcript has 2 exons. Gene Ontology annotation, cellular component: synapse; dendrite; plasma membrane. The record is from RefSeq and is a predicted model, not a curated record. The coding region runs from base 461 to 1924 and encodes 487 amino acids. Lineage: Eukaryota; Metazoa; Chordata; Actinopteri; Clupeiformes; Clupeidae. Gene Ontology annotation, biological process: adenylate cyclase-inhibiting G protein-coupled acetylcholine receptor signaling pathway; chemical synaptic transmission; regulation of smooth muscle contraction. Gene Ontology annotation, molecular function: G protein-coupled acetylcholine receptor activity; G protein-coupled serotonin receptor activity.
GGAGACUAAACAAAUUACACUAUAACUGAGAAAAAAAAACACUCUUUGGUCAGGUGAGAGAUUUUUUCACCCUCCUGAAACGACCGCAUGCUCCACCCUAACAUAGUGCUACAUUUGUGAAACAGGCGGUGGCAGACUGUCGUUCACUGGACUCGCGUUGGGCUACCAGCAAGAAAGUUUUUCAUGUGGAUUACCGAUCAUGAGAUGACUGGGCACUUGCUAGCGUGACAAAUUGGAAAACGACGAUUAUAAAAGGUAGAGUAGCCUAUUUGAACAUGAUAAGCUUUCAUUAAUUUCUCAUGGCAGGUGUUAGUAAUAUUUUAUGUACUGAGUAUAAAUAGUCGAAACGUCUAUUUUAACCGUUAGGCCUACCUUGGAGCCUUACACGGUCUCUGGUUGAAAAUACAACUUUGAGAUGGGACAGAGGGGAGGCUUUUAACUACAGAUAAGGCUACAGCACAUGGUUAUGGAGGGGUUCAAAGAUCAAUCUUCACCCUGGGCAGACGAAAUGGAAGCCUUCAACUUCACUCCUACAGAAUCCCUGUAUGCAAACGGAACGGAUUUGCCUUCAGUGAGCCUGGGCAACAUUGUGGAGGUGGUCUUCAUAAUUCUAGGACUUGGGUCUUUGAGCUUGAUUACAAUUAUUGGUAAUAUCUUGGUCAUUGUCUCUAUAAAAGUAAACAGGAAUCUCCAAACAGUAAACAACUACUUCCUGUUUAGCCUGGCCUGUGCUGAUUUGAUAAUUGGCCUGUUCUCCAUGAACCUCUACACAGUCUACAUUGUGGUUGGCUACUGGCCUCUUGGCCCUGUUGUUUGUGACCUGUGGUUGGCCCUUGACUAUGUUAUGAGCAAUGCCUCAGUAAUGAACCUGCUAAUAAUAAGCUUUGAUCGGUAUUUCUGUGUAACCAAACCACUCACUUACCCAGUCAACAGAACCACAAAAAUGGCAGGCAUGAUGAUAGCAGCAGCGUGGAUACUCUCGUUCAUAUUAUGGGCGCCAGCCAUCCUUUUCUGGCAGUUCAUUGUGGGUGAGCGGACAGUUCAAGAGCGUCAGUGCUACAUUCAGUUUUUCUCCAAUGCAGUGGUGACCUUUGGCACGGCCAUCGCUGCAUUCUAUGUGCCGGUGAUCACCAUGAUCGUGCUGUACUGGCACAUCUCCAAGGCCAGCAAGAGUCGUGUGAGGAGAGCGAGCAGGAGGAUUUCCAGUGAGAGUCAAGACAAUUGUCAGGGCGGCCUCACCUCAGGAGCCAAUCAGUGCCGAGGGAAAGGAAGCAGGGGCAGUGACAAGGCCAAGAAAGAGCCACCGAUGUCUCCAUUAGACACUGGUGUUGAGGAUGCCACUACCGGAGAGGACCAGGAGACGGAGAACGAGUCCACAUCGGGCAGUGUCCUUGUUUCAUCCAAUCACAAAGAGGAGGAGGCUAAUGCUGUGGGGAAGCCUGGAGAUGGCCAACCCACACUGUCCCCACAGUUACAGCCAAACCCCAACAGAACCAGAGCCAACUGGUCCAAACUCACCUGCAUCAGGUCCCCAUCCCAGCCACCGUCAGGAGACAGCUAUACACCUGCUGACACAAAGGUGGAGACGAGUUUGGUUUCUCAGAGGAUGCUAAAAACGACCCUCCGGCCACCCAAAAGUAGGAAGCGAAGAAGUGUACCGUCCCGUGAGAAGAAAGUCACGCGGACCAUCAUGGCUAUUCUGGUGGCCUUUGUGGCCACUUGGACUCCAUACAACGUGAUGGUCCUCGUUAACACGUUCUGCAGCACCUGCAUCCCAGCCUCCAUGUGGACGUUUGGCUACUGGCUCUGCUACAUUAACAGCACGGUCAACCCAGCCUGCUAUGCUCUCUGCAACAUCACAUUCAAAAACACUUUCAAACAACUUUUGCUAUGCCGAUACAAAAAUAUCCGCACAUCUAAAUGAAGAAAGGUGCUAAAAUGAGGAAAGGUUAAUAAUGCAAUUGAUUAGAGGUUAAAAGAAGGAAUCCUUAAUGGUGCUGUCAGCAAUUUCACCGGAAAUGGCAUUUGUUUGUGUUUAUAUUUUAAUGUAUUAGCAGACACUUUUGUCCAAAACAAUGUACAGUACAUUAUAUUUGAAUCAAGGACCAAAUGAAAUAUGCCAGAGGUAGCUCACCCCUACCUUCAAUAUUCCACGCAACAAUUCCAGAGAAAUUCCAUGCAAAGUUUUGUUUUGUUUGGGGGACAGGCUGCCCUUUGUUUGUUUCCAGAGUUCGGAGCCUGGGCUGCCUAGAGACUUUACAGAGUACAGGUGUUCUUUACAGUGGGUCAAUGGGCAGCUAGUCGUCAUUUGGAGAUGAUUGCUUAGAAUUGCGUAAAAUCGCUGACUGCACUUUUAAUCUCAGACACCCUAGAGCCAGUAUUUAUUAGAUAUCAGAUUCUGUAUGAGUUGUAUUGGAAUAUCUUUGGGUAUAAUGUGAUAAUUGUAGGCAUGCUAUUACACAUUUAAGGCAUUCAAGUGAUAAUUUCAAUCCAUUUUGGCAUGCCAUAAUCCACCACUGUCACCAUCCUAUCUAAUAUCCUGUGAUAAAUUUGUUUUCAGGCUUAACCUUACACGUUGUCCCAUAAUGGUCAAUCACACUCACUUUUUGCAUACACAUGGUAUAUAUUUAUUAUGAUUGUGUGGACUAUUUAAACAUAAAACUUACAGUAGGUAUAUAACCUAUACUUGUAACUCUUUUCAGUCAAGGGCUGUCACUGAAGGAGUUGGACGCCAAGUGCUCAAGGUUACAUUUCUCAUUGUUAAACAGAUCCUUAAACGCCAGGACUGUGAGGUCUUGAAAUUUGGUUUAAUGUGAUCUGUUGAACAUUUAUGUGUUUGAAGAGCAAUUGUAUUCAUCCACUGCACUACCUUCAUGUAUUAUGUGUAUAUAUUGCUUACACCGUACAUCUUUAGGUCCUUUCAAGCUUGAGGAUCCUGCUUUGACCAUAGAAUAAAUGUUACUCCUAAUACUGCAACACUAAAACUGGUCAUUAUUCUUUCAGUAGUUAUUCCUGUAAUUUGCUAAAGCAUCAUGUUCCAAGCAAUCCAAGUCCUUAAAAGCGAGAAAACUCUCAGAAGGUGUUGGCCACUAUCAAACCUGAAAUGUCCAAAUCUGUUAGCCUGUGAUGAUAGAGCAGU